UUGUAGUAAAGUUGAAGUUUGAACUUUACAAUUUACAUUACUGGUUAUUUCUAAAGUGCUUUUGAAGUUCUGAUUUAAUUCGUUUUCGUUCAUUAAAAAAGUAUAUAGUGCUUCCUUUCUGAUUGAUUGUUUAUUCUCUCUGGGUCAUUAUCAGCUAAUCAGCUAACAUCACACAUAAUACAAUGUAUAAUCAGUAUUUUUUUUGUCAUAUUGAGGAACAAAGUUCAAAAAAACAUCUUUUAUAUUAAAAUCAAUGUAAAUGAAUAUUUUUGUAGUGCCUAUUCUAUAGGUUAUAGAUUAGUUUAAAUAGGCGUUAACGAUGUCUUUAUCUCCACAUUUUUUGCUGUCAAAUUUAGCGCGCGAGAAGUGUGUAGCUAAGUUAAAAGAUAUACCAGCGUUUGUAAGACCAGAUGUAAAACCAAAAGUAAAAGCUGCUGUUCUGGUUCCGCUUUUCGUGCGUAACGGAGAAUUACAUAUUUUGUAUACACUCCGAUCAUCGAAUUUGAAAAGUCACAGUGGUCAAGUAUCAUUCCCAGGUGGAAAAAUAGAAGAAAAUGAGAAAGUAAUAGAUGCUGCUUUACGAGAAACAUAUGAAGAAAUUGGAUUACCUGCUAAUUCGGUCGAUGUCUGGUGUGAGAUGUCUCCAGUCCAAGGUCGUGACCGAAACAUACUGAUAACUCCAGUGGUUGGUGUGAUAAAAGAUCUUCUUUUCAAUAACUUAAAUCCUAAUGUACAUGAAGUAGAGGAAAUUUUCUCAGUACCUUUAUCAACAUUCUGUGAUACUGCUAAUCAUGCUCACUUUCAGUACGAAGGUAUUUUAUUACCAGUAUUUUCGCACGGAAAACAUAAAAUUUGGGGCAUUACUGGGUUCAUAACUCACUUUUUUCUGCAAUGCUUUUUACCAAGUGAUUUAUAUAAUGUGGAUUUUACUCGAAAGGGUUAUACCUUAGAGGAACUUAUGCCAUCAAAAUUGUAACUUUUGGCCUCCUUAAAAAGUUUGUAAAGUACAACUUUUGUUUAUUAAGUUUGUCCAUCAAUUUAUCUAAUAUUAUCUUAUUAUUUGAAGUUUUUAAAAUGGUUUUGGAUCAAUAUAGCAAAGGCAUAAAGUAAUAGUAAAAGAUGUAGUAACAUUAACUGUGAUAAUUUCUAUUUUACAAAGUUUUAUAAAUAAAGGACAAUUAUCAUUUAUAUUAUAAUAUAAAUAAACAUUUUACAUUGAAUAAAUGUUUCCUUAUAAUGGUGGAUUGAAAAAGGUUUAUAGACAAUAAAGUUUCUUAAAAAAUA
Molecule: messenger RNA, 1284 nt
Organism: Nymphalis io (European peacock)
Lineage: Eukaryota; Metazoa; Arthropoda; Insecta; Lepidoptera; Nymphalidae
Product: mitochondrial coenzyme A diphosphatase NUDT8-like
Exons: 1
Coding region: 320-976 (218 amino acids)
Molecular function (GO): coenzyme A diphosphatase activity
Source: RefSeq, a predicted model, not a curated record